Molecule: messenger RNA, 4180 nt
Organism: Pantherophis guttatus
Lineage: Eukaryota; Metazoa; Chordata; Lepidosauria; Squamata; Colubridae
Gene: FAM174B
Product: family with sequence similarity 174 member B
Source: RefSeq, a predicted model, not a curated record
AUGUGGGCAGAUCGGCAGAUCGGCCCACCUGUGAGGCAGGUGAUGGAAAAGCUCCCAUUGUAUCAUUUACAGGGCAAGAUUAGUCCCUGCGGGAACAUCAUGCAUCUUUUGUUGAAAUUGGAAAGCGGAAAGCAGGAGAACCAACUUAAAGUCUUCCAAGUGGAUUGUAAAGUGAUUAUCCCAAGAGGAACAGAGUCUGGGUCAGAGAUCAAAGGAUUUGGCUUUGACUUCAUGUAUUAUUCAAACCCAGCCAGCUGUGAUUUACCCAACAAAAGCCUCUCAUUGCCCGCACUAAGUGACCUCGUCAGAAACCCCCGGCGCCCAGGAGCGCCCCUUCCAACCCCGAGUUACGAAUCUCCUCCUUUGUGGGCAGCGCCAAGGCUUAUUCUGGCCGGGCCCAGAGGCUGGGCAGGCGCUCCCUUCGGAGCAGCUGUCGCACGCCGGCCUCCCUGCUGCCGUGGCCCGGCCUCGGGGCCAGCUGCUGCCUACCCACCGUUCCCUCCCUCUCCCUUCCCUUCCCUUCCCUUCCCCAGCGCUGCCAGCUCAGCUCCUCCCCCGCCGCUCGCUCGCUCAGCUGAUCCGGCUGGGAGCGCAGGAGAGACCGAAGCGGGGAAGCGCCAGGUGAGCGAGCGAGCAACCCCAGAGAAGGAGCCCCACCGAGCGAUCCUCUCUCUCGCCUGCGCGCCCGCCCAGCCCAGCCCAGCCCUGCCCUGCCCUGGCACCAUGCGGCCGGCGGAGCGAGCCUGCCUCCUGCUUGCCAUCCUGGCCGCCGCCUUGCUCGCCUUGGCACCGGCGCCGACCGCCUCCCUCCCUCCGCUCAACAACGCCAGCAGCAGCAGCGGCGGCGGCGGCGGCGGCAACCCGGGCAAGGGCGACUCCCGCGAUCCCCAGAAAGUCGUUGCUUCGCUGUCUCCUCCGCCGCCGCCCUCCGCCGGGAAUCACAGCGGCGGUGGUGGUGCCCAGCGCAACCCGAUCCUGGCGAUGCUGCGCGAUCUGCCGGCGCUCAAGGCCGCUGUCGUCGGAGCCUGCGCGGCCAGCGCCUGCCUGAUGGCCUGCCUGCUGUUCCGCGUCCUCAGGUCUAAGAGAAGGAAUAAAAAACCCCGCAAAUAUGAUAUUAUCACGACUCCAGCCGAACGGGUGGAAAUGGCUCCCUUAAAUGAAGAGGAUGAUGAAGAUGAAGAUGCUACAGUGUUUGAUAUAAAAUAUAGGUGAGGUUCUUGGACCGGACUUUUCGGGAAUGUUGUCUCAUGUAGAAAAUGAUGCAAGAACUUUGGAACCAAGAGGGAGAUGGAGAGAUGGAGAAUCACGAUGACAUUUUGAUCUACUACUCUUUUAAACAGAAAAGAGUGGAUGUCGGAUUUGACAUUUGGCCCUUGCCCCGUUCCUAAUAAAUACGGCUGUCACGUUCCUGGAUGAAUGACCUGACGAACUGAAGGACCUCUUCUUUAUGAACUUCUUUUUCAUUCUAAAGACAAUCCUUCUGAUUUACCCUAGCUUCAGAUGCCACCCGCAAAUUAGAGGACUGAGGUCAGCCACAAGCAUUCGACAAUUCAGAAGCAGCCAAGACAUUCUUUGCUCAAAAUAUUAAAAGGAGACAGAUGGAUUCUGAUUGCAUUCUGGGAUCGGUUCGGAGUUGGCUAAAAUCUUUGCUCUUCUUGUUUGCAACUUGGAACCCGUAUCGGUUGUGCUGAAAUUGCUUAGCAAGGUUGUGUAUGCAUAUUUGUGUUGGGGGAGGAGAAUGUUGAUGGGUAACCCUUUCAGUAGAUAGCUCUCAUGCCUUGGUAUUCAUGAGGACCAGUGCGCUGCUGUAUUAAUUUACAGUAAGUUUUUACAGGGAGUUUUGUAUUUUUUUUUCCCCCCACCAGAAGGUGAAUUCUGAUAGCAGGAGAAAGCAAAAUUCAGUAAUCAAUUUUAGAAGAAAGGAAUUUUUUUUAAAAUCCCCUGUAUCUCCCACCCUCGCGGGGAGAACUGAUUUUUUUUUACAUAUGCACUAUUUUGCUUUCUAUAGCCUCCCAUCAUUUUUUUCAUCUCAAGGCAAUUAGCAAUCGGAUGACUAAAUCGGAAGGAGACGUUUUGCCUUCAUGCCAGACUAGUCCCCAUCUGUUCUCUCCAAGAGAAACUUUCCCAACCUGUUUUCUCUCAAGAAAUGUUGGUGUGUUUCUUUCUUUCCUUUUUUUUUUAUCUGACUGGCAAUUAGGACAGCUGAACCUCCGCAUAUCGAGUGUCUUCGGCGCCAAUCAUUCCAUCUUGGUUUGAACCUUUCUUAGGGGUGGAUUUUUUCCCCUUUUAAUUAUAUCUAUAUACAAAUUAUAUAUUAAUUUGUAAUAUAUACAAAAUUAAUUUGUAUAUUAAUUAUAUACAAAUAAAUAUAAGGCAAAGUAGAUAGUGGGGUUCCCCCCCCUUUAAACGCUUAUUUAGCACCACUGAUAAAACGGCCCAUUUAACCUCAGAAUUUAGAAUCAUAGGGCUUGAAGAGACCUUGGAAGUCUUCUAGUCUAAUCCUCUGGUCAAGGCACAAGACCUUAUACCAGUGAUGGCUAACCUUUUGGCCGCCGCGUGCCAAAAGUGUGGGGAGCGUGGGGGAGGGUUGCACAUGCAUGUGCCCACACCCAUAAUUCAAUGUGCUCCAUCCCCCGCCCAUGCCCGCACGACCCCACCCCGCGCUCUCCACAGUUUUGGCAUGUGAUGGCACGGUAGGCCUGUUUUUUACCCUCCCCAGGCUCUAGAGGCUUUCUUGGAACCUGGGGGGGGGCAAAACGGCCUUCCCCACCCCCCUGAAGGCUCUCUGGAGGCUGGAAACGGCUUGUUUCCUGACUUCCGAUGGGACCAGAAAACCCGUUUUUCACUCUCUCCAGGGUCCAGAGGCUUUCUAGGACCCUGGGGAGGGUGAAAAUGGUCUCCUCCCCGGAGGCCCUCUUCAGACCCUCUGGAGGCCGGAAACGGCCUGUUUCCUGACUUCCGGUGAGCCUGGAAGGCUCGAAAAUCAGCUGGCUGGUGCACGCAUGCGCACUGGAACUGAGCUAGGGCAACACUUGUGUGCCCACCGAUAUGGCUCCAUGUUCCACCUGUGGCAUGCGUGCCAUAGGUUCGUCAUCACAGCCUUAUACCUUGCUGGUCAAAUGGUUGUCCAGUCUAUUUUUGAAAACCUCCAGCGAUGGAGCAACCACAACUUCAGAAAGAAAGCUUAAUCCGUUGAUUAAUUGUUCUCAACGUCAGAAAAUUUCUCCUUACUUCUAGGGUUGGAUCUCUCUUUAACAAGCUUAUACCCGUUUGCUUCUUGUCCUGCCCUCUGGUGCCUUAGAAAAUACAGUUAAGUCCAUCCCGUCUUCUCUGUGAAAGCCUUUAAAAUUGCAGGAUCCAAGCUGGAUUGGUCACUGGGACCCAGAGUUUUGUCUUAAGAGCAGUGGUGGAAUCCUUCCGGUUUAACAACCGGUUCAGUGAUCGCGUGCUUCGCUGCGCGUGCAUGCACAGUUCAACGAAAAAUCACCUUCCACGUUAGUGCUAGGGAAUUAAAACAGCUGAGGCGCGACAAUCCGUUCUGCCGUGCUAAUCAGCUGCGAAGAUAAAGGUAAGUAAAGCGCAGGGGAGGGUGGGCAGCCCCAGCUGAUGGUUGGAACAAACCGAUUUGCUGCCAGCUGAUUGUCAGCUGUCGCCCGCCCCCCCCCCCCGGGGUAGGAGGCUGAGUAGGCCAUGCCUCCAUGCCCACGCCCAUCCAGCAACUGAGCAGCAAACCGGUGGCUGAAAUUUUUCAAUCCCACCUCUGGGAAAAACCUUUAUCUUUACCUUAUUCCUAAAAGCUGUAAUAAGGAAUAUAGAACAUAGAAUACUAGGGUUGGAAGAAUUGAGUUGCUGCUUCUGUGCAAAGUAGACUCUGGGUUGCACCAAUUCGGCAUCCCAGCUUCCUUCUUCCAUGCCGUAUCUAAAAGCCAUAUUUACAGAGAAUUCCCUCCCAUUGGUAAUUUUACGAUAACAAAAAGGAUCUUUAUUCUCUUGAUUCAGGAAUCAAGCUCUCAGAAAAAAAGGGGAGAAGUUUAAUCUCUUAGAAACCUUAGUUAAGAUCUGUGUGUUCUUCUCAUGCCAAUUUUGAACUAUCCUGAGCUGUCAGCCACAAGAUAUUCAACUCUUGCUUCCCUCCUUUGUUGUCCCAGAGAUAUUGAGCAAAAAUAUAUUUUUUUUUCCC